AUGCCGCUCGACUGGGACAAAUUGCGGGUCUUUCACGCCGCGGCGCAGGCCGGCUCUUUCACGCAGGCCGGCGAAAAGCUGCACAUUUCGCAAUCGGCUGUCAGCCGGCAGGUCUCGGCCCUUGAAAGCGAUAUCGGCGCACCGCUCUUCAACCGGCAUGCGCGCGGCCUGGUGCUGACCGAGCAGGGCGAACUUCUGUUCCGCACCGCGCACGACGUCUAUCUGCAGCUCGAAAACGUCAAGGCGCGGCUCGUCGACACGACCGACAAACCGUCGGGCACCUUGCGCAUAACAACCACCGUCGGACUGGGCUCGGGCUGGCUGACCUACCGGGUGCAGGAAUUCCUCGAGCUUUAUCCCGACAUCAAGGUUCAGCUGGUCCUGUCGAACGAGGAACUGGAUCUCAAUCUGCGCCAGGCCGACUGCGCCAUCCGCCUUCGCCAGCCGCAACAGCCGGACCUGAUCCAGCGCCGGCUGUUCAUCGUCCAUUUCCACAUCUAUGCCUCGCCCGGCUAUCUCGCCCGGUUCGGCACGCCGGCCACCGUUGACGAUCUCGACGAUCACCGGAUCAUCACCUUUGGCGAGCCGGCGCCGGACUAUCUGCAGGAGCUCAAUUCGCUGCUGACGCUGGGCCGCGAGGAUGGCGAGCCGCGCCCGGCCGUGCUGGAGAUCAACUCGAUCAUGUCGAUCAAGCGGGCGGUGCAGCGCGGGGUCGGCAUCGCCAUGCUGCCCGACUAUGCGGUCGAGCGUGACACGGGACUGGUGCGUGUGGUCGAAGGCGUCGCCCUGCCCUCGUUCGACACCUAUUUCGCCUAUGCCGAAUCGAUGCGCUCAUCGGCCAAGCUGCAGGCGUUUCGCGAUUUCCUGUUCGCCAAGGCGCGCGGCUGGGAGUUUUAG
Effrenium voratum is the source of this 897-nucleotide messenger RNA. The record is from the annotation of a GenBank genome assembly. Lineage: Eukaryota; Dinophyceae; Suessiales; Symbiodiniaceae.